CCUUUAGAACAGAUUGCAAGCUGGCUCCCAUAACGUCAUCGAUUACGUUAUCCCAUUUAGGAUGCAAACUGAAGCUGUGUGCAGUGACCAGUGAAAUUAAACAACACACAUUUAGUAGCUGUUAAUGUGCUUUGAGUACACUUUGAGAUCUCGUUAUUGGUUAAUUCAUAGGAGCUGCUCUAAUUUGCUCAUCGCUUUCGCAAAUUUUUAUUUCCCGGUUAGUUAAAUUUGUUGCUGUGUUUCUCGUAAAAAGGCCGUUCGCCUUUCGACCUGUUAUUUACGCGAGUGCGUUGAUGCUGACCUCUGCUGCCGCUAAUACGACAACUUCACGUUUGGUCGGAAGGAACAGACUGUUUUUUCUGUUGAGGAUGGUGCGACCCGACCGUACCAAAACAACGCAGUGAUUGGUCAGAAUCCCGAAUCGCGUUGUGCUCAUUGGUUCGGCUUUAGAGAGCACCGCCUCUUCUCUCUUCUCAUUGGUCAUAUGCAAAUGUGCUGGGCUUCCUUGUUAUGAAGUGUCAAAAAAGUGUGCGUCAGAAGCGCUUUCGUGUUGAGUGACGUUUCCUGGGUAAUUGGUCAAAGAACAUAUGAUUGUUUAGUAAUCAUUUUAAUCAUUCUUUGAAUCAAUAAAUAUCUCAACAACAUAGAAUUAACCGGUCACAUUAUUAGGUACAACCACUCAAUCUAACAAGAGUCGUACCAAGAUUCUGUUACACAUUUCUUGUUGUACACGAGGUAAUAUUGUGUAAUAAUGCUCAGUUUGGAUUGACACUGUCGAAGAGAGCGGAUGGAAUCUAGGGAACGUGAUCUCAACACAUCGGUCCCGCUACCCCAACCCCCACCUUGUGCUUGGUUUUGAGUGACACUUCAUCCUCCAUUACAGCGUCGCCCAGAAUUGUAAAUGUGAUUAUUGACAACUUUAUCGCGUGGAGAUGUGGAGGAUAUGAUGCUCCUCCCCGAGGAUGGGAUCUUUGUUGGAUUAUCCGAUGAGGACCACAGGCAGCAGCUCGGACGGGACAGAGGACUCGGAUUUCUCCGCCGACCUCGAGCUCGCCGAAGCGGUCGGGAGCGCGCAACGACGUAAUAGCGCGCGCCCGACUCGCACGUCCCUCCGUCUCAGCCGAAGCACAAGAGAAAACUCCGGCGCCGCACGAAGCGGUUCUCCCGCGCCAGUGGAGACGGCAGCCUCCGCGUGUUCCUCCAGACGCAGGAGCACGCGGAGCCAACAGGGGGCGACAAACGCCACAGCAAAAAAAUACCCACUGCGGCAGGGCAGGUUAUCCGGCUCAGAUAGCGAGGUUCAUCAUGGCUUGAAGCAGGCAGCGGACCACGACGAGACCCCUCCCCGCACGCCGACCGGCAAUGCCCCAUCUUCGGAGUCGGACAUUGAGACGCCCAGCCCUGGGAAUGACCUGGUCUCUCGCGGAAAUGAUGUCGUCGUUUCUCAAGAGGAGGAUGAGAGAUUGGCAAAGGAGCUGUCGCUCAAAGAGGCCGCCGCUCACGACCUCUCUCACAGGCCCAAACGGCGGCGGUUUCACGAGAGCUACAACUUCAACAUGAAGUGUCCCACGCCUGGAUGCAAUUCACUGGGUCACCUGACAGGGAGACACGAGAGACAUUUCUCCAUAUCAGGGUGUCCUCUAUAUCACAACCUGUCAUCCGAUGAAUGCAAGGGCAAGGUGUCAACUCGCGAGAAACAGGCCGACGAAAGGACGCUGUCUCACCGUCAGGAUGAGAAUAGACAUUCUGCGAGAAACCAGACCCCAACAGAACGUCAGCUGCGCUACAAGGAGAAGGUGACGGAUCUGAGAAAGAAGAGGAACGCUGGGCUCAAUAAGGAGGAGAAGGACAAGUACAUGGAUCACCGUCAGAGCCACGGGAUGAGUCGGGAGCCCCUGCUGGAGAACAUCACCAGCGACUAUGACCUGGACCUGUUCAGGAAAGCGCAGGCACGUGCCUCGGAGGACCUUGAGAAGCUUCGUCUGGCCGGCCAGGUGUCGGAGGGGAGCAACAUGAUUAAAAUCAUUGUGUUCGGACGCUACGAAUUGGACACGUGGUACCACUCGCCCUACCCGGAGGAAUACGCUCGCCUCGGGAGGCUGUACAUGUGCGAAUUCUGCCUCAAGUAUAUGAAGAGCCAGACCAUCUUGCGCAGGCACAUGGCCAAAUGUGUUUGGAAGCAUCCUCCGGGUGAUGAAAUCUACCGAAAAGGCAACAUUUCAGUUUUUGAGGUCGAUGGCAAGAAGAACAAGAUUUUCUGUCAGAACCUGUGCCUGCUGGCCAAACUCUUUCUGGACCACAAGACUUUGUAUUACGACGUGGAGCCGUUCCUCUUCUACGUGAUGACGGAGCUGGACAACACAGGCUGCCAUCUGGUCGGCUAUUUCUCCAAGGAAAAAAACUCUUUCCUAAAUUACAAUGUGUCCUGUAUCCUCACCAUGCCACAGUACAUGAGGCAGGGCUAUGGCAAGAUGCUCAUCGACUUCAGUUACUUGUUGUCAAAGGUGGAAGAGAAAGUGGGCUCGCCGGAGCGACCGCUAUCCGACCUGGGCCUCAUCAGCUAUCGCAGUUACUGGAAGGAGGUGCUGCUGCGCUACCUCAAUAAUUUCCAAGGGAAAGAGAUCUCCAUUAAAGAGAUCAGCCAGGAGACGGCGGUGAACCCAGUGGACAUUGUCAGCACGCUGCAGUCCCUCCAGAUGCUCAAAUACUGGAAGGGGAAACACUUGGUUUUAAAACGACAGGACCUUAUCGAUGACUGGAAAGCCAAGGAGCGCAAACGCGGUCACGGCAAGACCAUCGACCCCACGGCCUUGAAGUGGACGCCGCCGAAAGGGACGUAGAGGAGCAUCUUUACACACCCCCACUCAAAAAAACGGUCACAUCCUCUCCAGCGACUCCGGCAAGCACACACGCAACAUCGUCGCACUCGCGUCGCCGUUUAGAAACGCUUCCGGCGUCUGUUUCCCAAAUCACGUCAUUGUUUUGGUUCUCGCACUCAUCACUCCACUUCCAACAAAGCUUCCGUUGGUUGCCUCUUUGGCUUCCGUUCAUCAUGGUCCCAGAUGAAGCUCUCGGGUGUCCUCCCUUGAAUGAUUGUCAGCCUGAAUAAGAACGGCGGAGAAAAUGUAGCAUGCGGUCAUGUCGGGCGGGCGUGUGACCAAUCACUGCUUAUGCCUCAACCUCUUCCUUGCAUUCCCCGAUUUCUCCGGCAUACAAUGUGCGCUACUAUUGAUGAGCUCUUUUCCAAAACGUUGUAAAUCUAUUUUAGAGAAAAGUCUGUACACAAUGAAUGGCAUGGGGGAGAUUUAUCUUUUUACUCUUUUGGAGGGUGGGGACGGCGGGAUGGUGUUUGCUUUCGUUUUGGAAAAGAGGGCUUCAAGAACUCUUUUGUCAAGACGCCGCAGUGCAGGUUCAAAUUGAGAACGUUCUCAAUCAGAGUCACCGUAACCUGAAAUCAGCCGGACUGAGCUUUGACUGGAAAAUACUUGAAAAUAAUUGAGAGAAAAUUCUGCAUUUUACGAGUCAUGUUUGAAAAGACGAGCGUUCAAAACGGCCAGAUUGAUGUAAAAAAAUAAAAUAAAAUAAAUACACACACACACACACACACACACACACACACAGGAGCUAUUCAAAUAAAUACUUUUUGGAGUUACGUAUCAAAUGAGUGCAUGCCAGGAUUUCAAACCUACGACACCUGGAAGCUCUCGCUGCCAUCGGCCUUAUUUGGACUCGAGUACGUCUUUGAUUUCCGAAGGGACCUGCCUUGCUUUGUCUCAGUGUCCUCAAUGGGGCGCGUGUGCGAGCUUUUCGCGGUUUCCUGGCAAAGUUCUCAAUAUUUCAUCAUUUUCUACCUCUUAGGUUUCACCACUGUAAAAAUGUUGAAAUAUUCCACAUUUUGGUCCUGUUUGUUCCUGUGUGAAAUAUCUUGUUCAUCUUUUUGAUUCGAUUUGUUGAAGGACGUUGUGUUAUUUAAGUUUUAAGAAUGUGUCGAGUGUAGAAUAACAGUGGCGGGAUUCUCCCAUGUGAAUUUGAAAUAUCGGCGUCAAAAUAUGUUUAGAUUGGGAAUUUCAUGAACACUACUGCAUUGGGAAAAGUCAUUCACAUUUCUUACCAUUUUCCUGUAAAACUGGAUUGACACUGCGAGUCCAAGUGCCGUAUUCCAAAAGAAAGCCUUUUUUUUUUUCAACUAACAUGACUUU
Hippocampus comes (tiger tail seahorse) is the source of this 4199-nucleotide messenger RNA. RefSeq names its product histone acetyltransferase KAT7-like. Lineage: Eukaryota; Metazoa; Chordata; Actinopteri; Syngnathiformes; Syngnathidae. The coding region runs from base 963 to 2840 and encodes 625 amino acids. Gene Ontology annotation, molecular function: transcription coregulator activity; zinc ion binding; chromatin binding. Gene Ontology annotation, biological process: regulation of transcription by RNA polymerase II. The transcript is spliced from 17 exons. Gene Ontology annotation, cellular component: chromatin; nucleus; histone H3-K14 acetyltransferase complex. The record is from RefSeq and is a predicted model, not a curated record.